UUGAAACAUUAAUAUUAUGUCAAGUUAUUGCGUUUAAUAAACUUUGGUCAUCACUAACAAUAACUCAUCAUUAUCUAUACAUUUAUAGCUGGAAUUAAUAACUGGAGUACCAAGAGAUGUUCAAGUGGAGUGACUGUGCUUCAGAAACACCAAAGCUUCCAACGUUAACAAUACAUCUCGGCGAAUGCUCAUCUUUUCAACCCAAAAGCGUAAUGUUACAUUUCACUGUUCACGAUAACAAGUCAUUUAUCAUAAGAUUUAUAUUGAUUAAUUGUUUCUCAACUUUUUUCAUAGCUUUACUCUCGAUUCGAUUAUGAGAUACCAUAUUCAUGAUUUUUAUACUUCUCUGAUUUAAUUUAUCUCUAUAAACUCUUGCUAUUUAAUUUCCAUAAUGAAUCUGGAUGAAAUCUUAAUUUCAUGUACUGUCUCCUUUUAUUAAUUACAUGACAGAGUAAAUAUGGAAAAUAAUAAUAAAGUAUGAUGAACGAAGCUAGAUUUUUAAUUGUUAACAAAACUCAGAUAAUCGUCAAUUGUUAUCACAAUAAGCCUUUAAUAUCGAAGUCAAUGUUCAACUAUUAUUGAAAAAUACUAUUUUUAAAAUAGCAAUUGUACAGAAUUUAGUAUUUGCAUAUUUGUUUGAAAAGAGCGCUUCAACUCAGGUCGACACUGGUUUUCGUCCAAUAAUCUGCUUCUCUUUCAAGUCCAAACUUUAAGCUUUUUUUCCGUUUUGCUUAACCUCUCAGUUCCAACUAGACGCUUAAGUGUUCAGUAUUUCCUAGUUCAGACACAUAUUGAUAUCGAUACUUGUUAAAAUGGGAGAACAGCGCAACAAUUCUGAUAAAAUUAAAUUCAAAGUGAAGCAUUUGAAUGAAUAUCAUGACAUAGUCAUUGAUCCAAAUGAUGCCAGAUAUGAAUCCAAACACCAACAUCAACAAAUAUUUGAACAGCUGGAAUCAAUAACUGGAGUACCAAGUAUAUAUACAACUGGUGUUAUUAUAUUUAAACAGAAUCUCAUCAACCUCCCUCCCGAUGUUGACAAUCCUGUCUGGGUGGUAGCCUGGGUUUUUAACAACCAAAAAGCCUACGUCCCUGGUUCGCGUUCUCGAUACAAUGCGCUUCACGAUAUCUUCAGUCUAAAUAUUGAGGAUGGUCAGCGUUUUCAUGUAUCAUAUCAAGUCUCUUAUGAUUAUCGUGUUACCAAACGUUUAAGUAUGCGUUAUGUGCUAAGAAUGGAAAGCGACGUUCCUGAAGAUGGGUGCGGUCGAGGUGUAUGCCAAUAUCAAUGCACUGAGAAUUUCUUUAAAAGGUUGAAGGAUCUCGUUUGUAAUGAUGAAUUGAAUGCAAAAAUCACGGAGAUUAUCCAGCCACUAAGGGAAUCAGGAAUGUGGGCAGAUGCAGAUGCAGACAAGAAUUUCAGAGAGUUUAAUAUUAAACAAUAUUUUCAUGUUAAAUGUGAUGUGGAUGAAUUAGAGCUCAGACAGGCUGGUUACACAGGCCAAGUUGAUCUUUAUCUAAGAACUCGAGGUUAAAUAUCUGUAUUUAACGAAUGAAAUGAAUUUAAUUUUUAACUGUUUGCGCCCAAUAAUCUGCUUCUUUUCAAGUCCAAACUCUUUUCAAUUUCGAACGAAUCCCGAUGAAAUUUUCAUUUCUGUCACCUUUCAUUAAUUGUAUGAAAAUGUAUAAUCUGUAAUUCAGUAAUCUAUAAUGUGAUUCAUUUGACGAUAUAAAUAAAAAAGCGUUGUAACUUUCAA
Tetranychus urticae (two-spotted spider mite) is the source of this 1751-nucleotide messenger RNA. The record is from RefSeq and is a predicted model, not a curated record. NCBI's taxonomy places the organism in Eukaryota, Metazoa, Arthropoda, Arachnida, Trombidiformes, Tetranychidae.